CUGACGCUGAAGGUAUAGGGUUGCUGGAGGUUCGCAUACACCGAGAUGUCUGACAGGGAAGAAGGACAUACCUCUAGGCAACGCUUAGGAGACGACAUGUGUUGGCGCGAGGAUCGCGCCGAUGAAGAAAGUCCAUGCAUCGAGAGAAGGAGGAUCGCAAAGGCUGAAGGAGAGAAAGAGAAUGCAUCGUGUUCGAGAGCUGAAGCGAGCGAAGCGAAAGAAUAAUGAGAUCAAAAGCUAUGUACGAAUCGAACAGGAUAAAGAAACACGAACGAAGAGAAACUUCCAACUGUCCGUCGAUGAAUGAACAAAACGCGACAGGAAGGCAACAUUGAGACGCCGCGAAGGCUGCGAGCAAACGAGC
This is a messenger RNA of Schizophyllum commune H4-8, 364 nucleotides long. RefSeq lists its product as uncharacterized. Lineage: Eukaryota; Fungi; Basidiomycota; Agaricomycetes; Agaricales; Schizophyllaceae. The transcript has a single exon. The record is from RefSeq and is a predicted model, not a curated record. The coding region runs from base 122 to 307 and encodes 61 amino acids.